Messenger RNA from Gossypium raimondii (Peruvian cotton), 1992 nucleotides. RefSeq names its product WRKY transcription factor 72A. Bases 289 to 1746 code for a protein of 485 amino acids. The transcript has 5 exons. The record is from RefSeq and is a predicted model, not a curated record. Gene Ontology annotation, biological process: regulation of DNA-templated transcription. NCBI's taxonomy places the organism in Eukaryota, Viridiplantae, Streptophyta, Magnoliopsida, Malvales, Malvaceae. Gene Ontology annotation, molecular function: DNA-binding transcription factor activity; sequence-specific DNA binding.
CCUUACAUAAGACGCCAUGUUCCUACAGUUGUUUGAAGAUUGAAAAAUCAGAGAAACCAUCAUUUCAACAAUGGAGAACAAGCCAAUUCUUGGAGAUGAAGAAGAGAAGACAAUAAAACCUAGCAGCUCUAGUGAAGAAAAUCAUGAUUUUAUAGCAAUCAACAACAAGGAAGAAAAUCAAAGUCAUGUAAAACAAGAAGAUGACAACUCCAAGGAUUGGAUUAACAAAAGGAUAAUUCCACCAUCAUCAAAGAGCAGGAGAAAGAAAUUGAAUCAGCAAAAGCGAAGAUGGGAGAGGUUAAAGAAGAGAACGAAAGGCUAAAAUUGUUACUAUGUCAAAUCGUGAAGGAUUAUCAGUCCCUGCACACGCGUUUCCUCGAUGUUCUUAAAAAAGAAGAAGCCAAUAAGUCCACCACCACCCCCAUAGUUGGAAGCCAUGAAGAAAAUAAUGAAGAACAUCACCAGCUUAUCUCCCUUAGCCUGGGGAGAAGCUCAAGCAAUGAUCCUCCCAAGAAACAAGAGAAAAAGAGUAGCAAAGACGAUGAUGAUGAUGAUGAUGAUGGGAAGCAUGGUAAUGAUGGUGGUGGAGGACUUGAGCUCGGGUUGGAAUGCAAAUUUGAGCCGGACGGUUCGAUUGAAUCGGAGAAGAAUAAUAACCCGAGCUGUGAAAGUAGCUUGGGAAAACCAGAGGAGGAGGAGGAGGAGAAGGAGCCGACUGAGGUAUGGCCACCAAGUAAAAUUCUCAAGUCUGUGAAAAAUGGAGACGAAGAAGAUGUUUCAGAGCCAAUGCAGUUGAAGAAAACUAGGGUUUCUGUGAGAACUAGAUGUGAUACACCCACGAUGAAUGAUGGAUGUCAAUGGAGAAAAUAUGGGCAGAAAAUAGCGAAAGGAAAUCCAUGUCCUCGAGCAUACUACCGUUGCACGCUUUCACCCACUUGUCCAGUGAGAAAACAGGUACAAAGAUGCUCCGAUGAUAUGUCCAUCUUAAUCACAACCUAUGAAGGGAACCAUAACCAUCCACUGCCUCUAAGUGCAACAGCCAUGGCUUCCACCACAUCUGCAGCUGCUUCCAUGCUCCACUCCCAAUCAUCUACCUCCCAACCUGCCCUCCCUACCUCUCUUUCUGCCCCCACUGCUUCCCUCUCUACUUCCACCACCCACCUCCAUGCUUUAUCCUUCAACUUUUCCCAAAACCCAACCCCAUCUCACCACUACCAUUUCCCCAACUCUUCAAUCUCAACCCUCAAUUCUCACCCCACUGUCACUCUUGAUCUCACUGCUCCGCCCCCACCACACAAUAACUACCCUUCAUAUUUCAGUAGAUUCUCUAAUCUACCCACAUCAUCAUCAUCAUCAUCAUCAUCAUCAUCAUGUCUCAACUGGAAGAAAACUAGCAGCCACUUAACCUUUGGGGGACCAUUGAAUAAUUACCCUGCAAUAAGGCAGUCACCACCUUACAUGCAAAUUACCAACCACCAGGCUUUAUCAGAGACCUUAACAGCUGCUGCAACCAAGGCCAUUACUUCAAACCCAAGCUUUUGUUCUGCCUUAGCUGCUGCUCUCACUUCCUUUGUUGGGAAUAAUGGAGGUAGUGGUGGUACUGCAAGUGAACUAGGCUUUGCAUCAAACAGCUAUCUGCAGGGAAAAAAACCCUCAUCCAUGGUUAAUCCUCACCAGCAACAAAAGCAAGGAAGUUUGCUACUCUUCCCACCAUCCAACACUGCUUCAGAUCCUCCUGCAGAUUAACAGCAAUCAUAGUUAAAAGUGAUGAUGCUUUACCCCCUCACAUAUUCCAAUUAAUUGCUUCUUCUUCUUCUUUUUUUGCCGUAUGAGUAAAAGAUUCUUUUCUGUUUAGAAUAAGUACUAGCUACUAAGUAUGAAUCUUACUUUGGGUUUUAUUUAUAUUGUUUACCUGCUUAGGUAAUUUGUUUAUGGUUAAAAAGUGCAAGUUUUGUAAUUUUCAAAUUUCUUUAAUAUUAUUAAAUUUAUUUU